UACCGCCCAGUCGGGAAAGUUAUUUGUCGCCGAAGUCAGAGGGAUCGGGCGCUGCCGGGUGAUGGCGGCUGGGUCUGAGUCUGGGAAUGAGAAGGUGGCGGGCUUCGCCCAGGGGAUGGGGUGCCGGCGAACAGCGCGGAGGGCGGAGAGCAGAGGCGCGAACAGAGGCUGCACCUGAAGCGGAAUGAAGCUCGGAAGUUAAAUCACCAGGAAGUUGUGGAGGAAGAUAAAAGACUUAAAUUACCUGCAAACUGGGAGGCUAAAAAAGCUCGUCUGGAAUGGGAGCUGCAGGAAGAGGAAAAGAAAAAAUUAAGCACAAUUCCAGCAUCCAGUGAUUUCCAGGACUCUGUUGUGUCUUCUCAAGGCAGUCUAUGGCAUGGUAGAUGAGCACACCCGCUCUGGUCUCAGCUGCACCUGAGAGAGUUGAAUGUGCAGCAAGAGGGGAGGACUAUGGGAAAGUGAAGCUGCUGGAGAUCAGUGCAGAAGAUGCAGAAAGAUGGGAGAGGAAGAAGAGGAGGAAAAACCCUGACUUGGGCUUCUCAGAUUAUGCUGCUGCCCAGUUACGCCAGUAUCAUCGGCUGACCAAGCAGAUCAAACCUGACAUGGAAACCUAUGAGAGACUGAGAGAAAAACAUGGAGAAGAGUUCUACCCAACAUCCAACAGUCUUCUUCAUGGAACACAUGUGCCCUCCACAGAGGAAAUUGAUAGGAUGGUCAUAGACUUGGAAAAGCAAAUUGAAAAACGAGACAAGUAUAGCCGAAGACGUCCUUAUAAUGAUGAUGCAGACAUUGACUACAUUAACGAAAGGAAUGCCAAAUUCAACAAGAAGGCAGAAAGAUUCUAUGGGAAAUACACAGCUGAAAUUAAACAGAAUUUGGAAAGAGGAACAGCAGUCUGAUCUUCAGGAACUGUUUUGACUGCCAAAUUUUAACAGUAAACCAGGACUAUUACCUUUCCUUUUAUAAUUGGUAAAAAAAAAAAAGUGUUCUAUAACUAUGUAUUUCCAAUGCUUACAUAUUUAUUAUUCACUUGUUUCAGAAAAAAAGUCAUGUAUUUCUGUGUUCAAAGUGUGCUUCACGUAUGUACCUGCUGGGCUUAAAAUUCCUAGCUACAAACAUGUGAGUCAUCAUCAUCCUUAGAUUUGUCAUGUUUGACUUGACCUAGAGUUGAACUAGGGAGCUUCAGAAAUAGAAUGCUAAAUUGGUACCAAUUUUUCUUGUAAGCUAUGGUAGGUGGUGAAAGGAAGGGGACAGUGGCUACUGGAAAUUCACCCUGGCCAACCCUCUCCAGAAAUAGUCACAAUUAACAGGUGCUUGCCUAUCCCAUGCUCUACCCCAGGGCCCAGGUACAUUUACAGGGCGAGCACAGAAGGUAAGAAAAAAAAAAAAAAAGAAAGCACAGAAGGUAAGAAAAAAAAAAAGAAAGAAACUGAUCCUCUAAUGACAUUUUGUAAAUACACCAUUUUCAAAAAGCAAAUUUCCCUUGGAAGAAACUGUAUUCAAACAUUUGGCCAAAGUAUUAUUAAAACUUACAUAAUACAAUUUUUUUAAAAGCCUGAGAUUUUAACCUUAUUCAACUGUAACUGAAAAAUGAGGGCAUGUAGUUUGAGUAGUAAUCAUGGGAAACAUGGGACAGAAAACCUGAAAGGAAUAUCCCAUAAAAAGUAAAAGUUAUUUGUGCCAUAUUCUAUGAGGACUAGAACUGGGUUCAGUAAGUUGGGCACACCAAUAGGAAGCUCUGAUAUAGUGAAUGCCAGGCUGAUUAAGAUGGUAACAGAAGUGCCAGUAAUAAUAAUGGUAUAUUCAAUGUACUGUGAAUAGGGAAAUUUUAAUGUACAUUCAAAUACAGAAUGAAGUAGAUCUAUACAUA
Molecule: messenger RNA, 1870 nt
Organism: Canis lupus familiaris (dog)
Lineage: Eukaryota; Metazoa; Chordata; Mammalia; Carnivora; Canidae
Product: pre-mRNA-splicing factor SYF2
Exons: 7
Coding region: 384-899 (171 amino acids)
Cellular component (GO): Prp19 complex; catalytic step 2 spliceosome; post-mRNA release spliceosomal complex
Source: RefSeq, a predicted model, not a curated record